UCAACCGCGCUUCAACUCCUCUCGAAGUUGCCUUCGAUCGAUUCUGUGCUCGCUUCGUUCAUUCUAAUCGAAGACCGCAGCGGGCUGGAGAUCAACAGACAAACAAUCAGUCGAAGGUAUGAUGGAAUUGAGCCUACACGAUCACAUCCAAUGGAGGUGCACAUUGUAUACAUGGGAGAUCAACUGAAAGAUGUUUCCUCAGUAAAAUCUCUUCACAUAGACUUACUUGAUCAAGUGGUUGGCAGUGGUGCAUCAGAACGCUUGGUUCAUAGUUAUAAGAGGAGCUUCAAUGGCUUCGCAGCGCAGCUCUCAGAUGAAGAAGUGGAGAAGAUAGCUAGCAUGAACGAGGUGGUGUCAGUCAUCCCUAAUAAGAGAAGGGAGCUCCACACUACAAAAUCAUGGGACUUCACAGGCUUCCCAGUCAAAGCAAACAGGGAACCAUUUGAGAGGGAUGUAAUCAUUGGCAUGCUCGACACUGGGAUCUGGCCAGAAUCCGAGAGCUUUAACAAUGAGGGAAUUGGUCCGCCUCCACAAAAAUGGAAGGGCACCUGCCAGUCUCUGUUCAAUUUCACCUGUAACAAUAAGAUUAUUGGAGCAAAAUAUUAUCGUAGCGAAGGAAAGUUGAAAGAAGGUGACAUUGAUUCACCUAGAGACUCUGCUGGCCACGGAUCCCAUACUGCAUCUAUUGCUGCUGGACGUCAGGUUCAUGAUGCGAGCCUGCAUGGUUUGGCCAAGGGAACUGCUCGAGGAGGCGCUCCUGCUGCAAGGAUUGCAGUGUACAAGAUCUGCUGGCUUGAGGGGUGUUAUGAUGCAGACAUUCUUGCUGCAUUCGAUGAUGCGAUUGCAGAUGGUGUGGAUAUUAUUUCUCUUUCUGUCGGGGGGACUGAUGUAGAGGAUUAUUUUGAGGAUGCCUCCUCCAUUGGAGCUUUCCAUGCCAUGAAGAAUGGGAUAUUGACUUCUUGUUCUGGUGGGAACAGUGGCCCCAUGUUUUCCACGAUAGAGAAUUUUUCUCCGUGGAUUCUAACAGUAGCGGCUAACACCAUAGAUAGGCAGUUUCUGGCAGAAGUGAGGUUGGGCAAUGGCAACAGAUAUGAGGGACUGGCAAUCAACACUUUUGGUUUCAAGAAUACAAUGCACCCUCUGGUCUAUGCAGGAGAUGUGCCUAACAUCUCUGCAGGCUUCAAUGGAUCCACAUCAAGAUAUUGUUACAAUGGAUCCUUGGAAAAAAAUCUAGUGAAAGGAAAGAUUGUUCUCUGUGACACUUUAAACGAUGCUUCGGGCCUUUCGCUUGAUGGCGCAGCUGGUGCAGUAAUGCAAAGUGAAUUCCUAGAUGUAGCCUACCCAUUCCCAUUACCUGUCACCGUGUUGGGACUGUUGGAUGCUAGAAAAGUUUCCCAAUACAUAAGCAAAGCAAGUCAUCCGAAGGCGAACAUUUUGAAGAGUCGGGUGUUUGAUGAUCCGGCUGCCCCGUAUGUUGUUUCCUUCUCAUCAUGAGGGCCAAACCCCAUCACAAGAGACAUUCUCAAACCUGACUUAAGUGCACCUGGGGUUGACAUUUUGGCAGCCUGGUCACCAAUUUCGUCUCCCCCUGCAUCAUACAACAUAAUUUCAGGUACUUCCAUGGCAUGUCCUCAUGCAACUGGUGCAGCUGCUUAUGUUAAGUCAUUCCAUCCAACAUGGUCUCCAGCUGCAAUCAAGUCUGCUUUAAUGACUACUGCUUACCCAAUGAAGGAAUCUAAGAACAUUGAUGCAGAGUUGGCUUAUGGUGCUGGGCAGAUAAACCCAACUCGGGCCUUGAACCCUGGUUUAGUUUACGAUGCAGGCGAAGCUGAUUAUAUAAGUAUGCUAUGUGGCCAAGGCUAUAGUACUAAAAAACUUCGUCUUGUCACUGGAGAUAAUAGCAGAUGCUCUGCUACCAAUAAUGGGACUGUGUUUGAUCUUAAUUAUCCUUCAUUUGCUUUAUCUGUGGAGAGUGGAAAACUUUUCUCUGCCAGCUUCAGGAGAACCAUAACUAAUGUUGGAUUACCGAAAUCCAUGUACAGGGCUACCGUGAGAAACGCUGGAAAGCUGAAGAUACAUGUUGAACCAAGAUUAUUUUCAUUCAAAUCGCUGAUGGAGAAGCAAUCAUUUGUCCUAAAAGUUAAAGGAGGAACUGCAAGGGCUAUCGUGUCGGCUUCCUUGGAGUUAUCUGACGGUGUACAUCAUGUGCGAAGUCCGAUUGUAGUGUAUACUGUUGGAGUUACGAAGCCAUGAGGACUCAAAACCUGAUAUCUUUUGUCUCCGUGCUAAAGCCAGAGUGCUUGAAGUUGCAAAGCUCCUAUGAGUCAAAAUACUGGAAUUAAAAUGCCUUUUUCAGACUACUGACUGUUAGUUUGGGUGUAGACCAAACUCACCUCCGUCCGGCGAGGAGCUCCGACGAGCUCGGAGAUGACGCAGGCGAAGUCGACAGGAGAACCCCCCCAGGCGAACGCCGUUCCGACCUUGGCGUUUUGGCGGUUCGAACUCUGCGUCACAGG
Messenger RNA from Asparagus officinalis (garden asparagus), 2516 nucleotides. Its product is annotated as cucumisin-like. The transcript is spliced from 11 exons. NCBI's taxonomy places the organism in Eukaryota, Viridiplantae, Streptophyta, Magnoliopsida, Asparagales, Asparagaceae. Gene Ontology annotation, biological process: proteolysis. Gene Ontology annotation, molecular function: serine-type endopeptidase activity. The record is from RefSeq and is a predicted model, not a curated record.